Molecule: messenger RNA, 204 nt
Organism: Prunus armeniaca (apricot)
Lineage: Eukaryota; Viridiplantae; Streptophyta; Magnoliopsida; Rosales; Rosaceae
Source: the annotation of a GenBank genome assembly
AUGCAGUUCAAGUAUGAACUCGCAGAGCUUGUUACAAUAUUUUUCCUUGUGGAUUUCCUUACUACUCUUCACCUUGGUUGUUCCUUAGUCGUGCUCAAUCUAGCAGACAUUCUUAUAAGAGCAGAACCGUUGGCCACUGGUUUGGCAUCAGAUGUGCACGGGAAGGUAUGUGCUGGAACACAUUUUGUCACUUCACCAGAUUGA